Coregonus clupeaformis (lake whitefish) is the source of this 2524-nucleotide messenger RNA. Its product is annotated as RNA polymerase-associated protein LEO1. The record is from RefSeq and is a predicted model, not a curated record. Gene Ontology annotation, cellular component: Cdc73/Paf1 complex; nucleus. Lineage: Eukaryota; Metazoa; Chordata; Actinopteri; Salmoniformes; Salmonidae. Gene Ontology annotation, biological process: transcription elongation by RNA polymerase II; positive regulation of transcription elongation by RNA polymerase II. Gene Ontology annotation, molecular function: RNA polymerase II C-terminal domain phosphoserine binding.
CAAAAGCGCUAAUUUGUCACUUCCGGUUCGUCUUCAUCGAAAGAAAUGGCGGACAUGGACGAACUGUUCGGGAGUGAUGGGGACAGCGACAACGAACAAAGAGCAGUGGCGUCUGGCUCUGGUUCGGGUUCUGACUCUGAGCCGGAGGUGCCCCGGUCCCGUUCCCAUUCCCAUAGUAACGCCUCCGGCAGUGACAGCGAGAGAGAUGAGGAUUUAGGACGAGACGGGGUAAAGCCCAACACCAAGGAGCUGUUUGGGGAUGACAGUGAAGAGGAACGCCAUAGCCAACACAGCGACAACCAAUCAAACCUGUCAGAACGCUCAGGAAACCAGUCAGACGCCAGCAUGCACUCGGAGCCCGAGGACAAUGACCAGUCAGAUGCGGAGCAGCACAGUGGGUCGGAGAGAGGGCACCGGGAGGAGGAGGAAGAUGGAGAUCGAAGGUCAGAGGCAGGCAGUCCAGUAUCGGGGGCAGGGAGCCCCAGGUCUGUGAGGGGCAGCGCUCGCUCUGAGAAGAGUGUCCAUAGUGACCCCGGAACCCCCCACUCGGCGCCCGGCACCCCCCACUCGGCGCCAGGCACUCCCCAGUCUAUCCCCGGCACCCCCCAGUCUAUCCCCGGCACCCCCCAGUCUGUCCCCGGCACCCCCCAGUCUGUCCCCGGCACCCCCCACUCAGGGCCCGGAACACCCCACUCAGAUGGGGAGGGGUCAGGCAGGGAGAACCAAUCAGGUGAUGAAAAGUGGGGAGGAGGGGCUAAGAGUGACCAAUCAGAGGACGAGGAGGAGAAGCGGCACCAAUCGGACGAAGAGAGAGAGAAUUCUGAUGAGGAUGGGGCGGGGCAUAGGAGCAGGAAUAAGUCAGAGUUUGCGAAGGGCAGUGACAGCGAGGAUGACUUCAUUGGACGGAAGAACAAGAAGAUGGCGGCGUCUGCCUCAGACUCUGACAGCGACGUUGGAGCCAAGAAGAUGGCGGCGUCUGCCUCAGACUCUGACAGCGACGUUGGAGCCAAGAAGAUGGCGGCGUCUGCCUCAGACUCUGACAGUGACGUUGGAGCCAAGAAGAUGGCGGCGUCUGCCUCAGACUCUGACAGCGACGUUGGAGCCAAGAAGAUGGUGGCGUCUGCCUCAGACUCUGACAGCGACGUUGGAGCCAAGAAGAUGGCGGCGUCUGCCUCAGACUCUGACAGCGACGUUGGAGCCAAGAAGAAAGGAAAAGGUAAGAAGCCAGCAGCAGACGACCUGUUUGGAGAGGCAGACGACAUCUCAUCAGACAGUGAUGCUGAGAAACCCCCCACUCCAGGACAACCCCUGGACCAGGAGGAGGGUGUGGAGGAUCACGCUGAGGAGGAGCCCGUCCCAGAGACUCGUAUCGAGGUGGAGAUUCCUAAAGUCAGCACGGAUCUAGGAUCAGACCUCUACUUCGUCAAACUACCCAACUUCCUCUCUGUUGAGCCCAGACCCUUUGACCCUCAGUACUAUGAAGAUGAGUUUGAGGAUGAGGAGAUGUUGGAUGAAGAGGGUCGGACCAGGCUCAAACUGAAGGUUGAGAAUACUAUCCGGUGGAGAGCCAAGAAGGGGGAGGAGGGGGGCGACGCCAGAGAGAGUAACGCCCGCAUCGUCAAGUGGUCUGACGGCAGCAUGUCUCUCCACCUGGGUAAUGAGGUGUUCGAUGUGUAUAAAGCUCCUCUCCAGGGAGACCACAACCACCUGUUCAUCAGACAGGGGACUGGGUUACAGGGACAGGCUGUGUUCAAGACCAAACUCACCUUCAGACCCCACUCGACAGACAGCGCCACCCACAGGAAGAUGACCCUCUCUCUGGCCGACCGCUGUUCUAAAACCCAGAAGAUCAGAAUACUGCCCAUGGCUGGACGAGACCCUGAGUCUCAACGCAGCGAGAUGAUCAAGAAAGAAGAGGAGCGUCUGCGGGCGUCUAUCCGUCGUGAGGGCCAACAGCGGCGGAUGAGAGAGAAGCAGCACCAACGAGGGUUGAGCGCCGGUUACCUGGAGCCUGAUCGCUAUGACGACGAUGAGGAGGGGGAUGAGUCAGUCAGCCUGGCCGCCAUCAAGAGCAAAUACAAGGGGGGAGGAGGAGCAGGAGGACUGAGGGAGGAGCGUGCUAGGAUCUACUCGUCUGACAGUGAUGAGGGUUCUGAUGAUGACAAAGCCCAGAGACUGCUCAAGGCCAAGAAACUAGACUCUGAUGAGGAAGGGGAGAGUUCAUUGAAGAGGAAGGCUGGGGAGGAUGAGGAGGAGGAGGAGGUGGAACCCAAGAAGGCCAAGAAAUAUGUCAUCAGCGAUGAAGAGGAGGAGGAGGAGGAAGAUGAUGAAUGAUGUCAUUUUUUUACCAUACCACUGUAUUAUCAGUGUUUUGUUCUGUCCAACGCGUCGCGGUGUAGACAAGAAACCUUUCAUUUGUGGUUUGUAUAUUUUCUAAUGAUUGUGUGAGAGAGAGAUCGCUCUGUACAGCUGUAGUUACGGAAUAAAGGAUCAGAUGAACUAGGUGUUUAUCUCAAUGACCAAA